Molecule: messenger RNA, 813 nt
Organism: Monoraphidium neglectum
Lineage: Eukaryota; Viridiplantae; Chlorophyta; Chlorophyceae; Sphaeropleales; Selenastraceae
Product: ATP-sulfurylase
Exons: 9
Coding region: 1-813 (270 amino acids)
Molecular function (GO): sulfate adenylyltransferase (ATP) activity
Source: RefSeq, a predicted model, not a curated record
AUGCAAGCAGACGCCCCCGCCAUGGAUGCGCCGCCCGCCCACAUCCCGCCGCACGGCGGCCGCCUGUCUGAUCUGAUGGUCCGCUCCGAUGCGCGGCGGCGGGCGCUGGUGGGCGCGUGCGACCACGCCCAGGAGCUGUCGGACCGCAACGCGUGCGACGUCGAGUUGCUGUCGGUCGGCGGCUUCUCCCCAUUGGAGGGCUUCAUGGGGCGCCACGCGUACGAGCACGUGGUCCAGCACAUGAGGCUGCCCGGCAGCGGUCUGCUCUUCGGCCUGCCUGUGGUGUUGGACACCGAUAACGAGGCGAUCCAAGAGGGCCAAAAGGUGCUCCUCACUUACAAAGGCCAGGAGCUGGCUGUCGUUGAGGUGGAGAGCAAGUGGAUACCAAACAGGGCCCUGGAGGCGAAGCUGUGCUACGGCACCAGCAGCCUGGAGCACCCCGGGGUGCAGAUGAUCUCCAUGGAGCGCGGGAAGUACUACCUGGGCGGCCGCGUGUGGGGGCUGGAGCUGCCGAAAAGGGUGUUCCCGUGCGCGACCCCCGAGGAGGUGCGGUCGGCGCUGCCGGCUGGCGGCGACGUGGUCGCCUUCCAGUGCCGCAACCCCAUCCACAGGGCCCACUACGAGCUCUUCACGCGCGCCCUGCACGCGCACAACGUGCGGCCCGGCGCUGUGGUGCUGGUGCACCCCACCUGCGGCCCCACCCAGGAUGACGACAUCCCUGGUCUGGUGCGCUACCACACCUACGAGGUCCUCAAGAGGGAGGUGCAGCCAAAGGGGUCGCUGCGUGGGGAUGCGGCGCCGGGCCGCCCUUAG